This is a messenger RNA of Paramecium pentaurelia, 1293 nucleotides long. NCBI's taxonomy places the organism in Eukaryota, Ciliophora, Oligohymenophorea, Peniculida, Parameciidae. The record is from the annotation of a GenBank genome assembly.
AUGCACUGCUUAAAAGUGAUAAGAAACUUUUCUUUAUGGUCUUCAGUUCCUCUUGGUUCAUUAGAUCCUAUGUCUGGAAUAGUCGCACAAUUCAAUGCAGAUAAUUGCCCCUAAAAAGUCAAUUUAGGAGUUAAUACUUAUAGAGAUAACAAUGGAAACCCUGUAGUCCUGGAAUCUGUUAUAAAAGUAAUAUUAUUCUUCAAUUAGGCUAUGUAAAUAAUCAGAGAAAAAAAUUUAGAUAACGAAUAUCCACCAAUAGAAGGACUCUAAUCUUUCAUUGAUGCUGCAAUUAAACUUGGAUAUGGUGACAAGUACUAUGAAAAAAAUAGUAAAAACAUUGCUGGAUGUUAAGUACUGAGUGGAACAGGGGCCAUUAGAUUAGGGUUUGAAUUAUUAAAUAAGUUCGUCCCUCCAGAAACAAAAGUUUUAGUUCCAAUCCCAACAUAAACUCUUCAUCCUACUAUCGCUAAGAUGGCAGGAUUAUAAUCCUAAGAGUAUCGAUAUUUUGAUCCAACUACAAGAUAAGUCGAUUUCUAAGGACUUUUUCAAGAUUUAUAUACUGCUCCAAAUGGAUCAAUUGUAUUAUUCCAUGCUUGUUCUCACAAUCCUACUGGAUGUGAUCUAGAACUACAUUAGUGGGAAUAAUUAUUGGAUUUAACAAAAAAAAAAGACUUACUCCCAUUUUUUGAUAUGACUUACUAAGGAUUUACAAGUGGAGAUAUGGAUAAAGAUGCUUAUGCUAUUAGAUUGUUUACAGAAGCAGGAAUGCCUAUCAUUUUAGGUUAAUCAUUUGAUUAAAAUAUGGGAUUGUCAGGUUAGAGAAUUGGAUGCCUCAGUUUAGUUUGUUCUAAUGAAAAAGAAAGAGAGAUUGUUAACUCAUAACUAAAUUUGAUAGCCAGAUCUCUAUGGUCCUGUCCACCUGUUCAUGGUGCAAGAAUAGCAGAAACAGUACUUAACAACCCAAAAAUAUAUUAAUUAUGGUUAAAAGAAGUCAGACUCAUGGCAUAAAGAAUAUAAAAUAUGAGAUAUAGCUUUACAAAAGCCUUAAAAGAAUUAGGAUCACCUCAUGAUUGGUCUUACCUCUCAAAGUAAUUUGGAUUGUAUUCAUUAACAGUAAUAAAUAUAUAUUUAUUUCAUAAGGGUAUUGGACAACUUUAAAUAAAUGAAUUAAUGGAAAAAUAUCAUAUUUAUUUAUUAGAAAAUGGAGGCAUAUCGAUUGCUGGAUUGAAUGAUAAUAAUAUCAAAUAUGUAGCAAUGGCAUUCCAUGAAGUGACAAAAAACACUUAAAUAUGA